Molecule: messenger RNA, 1334 nt
Organism: Leguminivora glycinivorella
Lineage: Eukaryota; Metazoa; Arthropoda; Insecta; Lepidoptera; Tortricidae
Product: zinc finger Y-chromosomal protein 1-like
Exons: 2
Coding region: 68-1018 (316 amino acids)
Biological process (GO): regulation of transcription by RNA polymerase II
Cellular component (GO): nucleus
Molecular function (GO): DNA-binding transcription factor activity, RNA polymerase II-specific; RNA polymerase II transcription regulatory region sequence-specific DNA binding
Source: RefSeq, a predicted model, not a curated record
UCUUUUUGUGCGGUCUCGUUUCGCAUCAAUUUAUUUUAAUUCUCAGUAAGCUUUUUAGAUAUAAGCCAUGUCGUUAUUUUACACAAAUCGAGAAGUUCGAAUCAUAAAAGAAAUUUCUGACGAGGCCGUCAAAGAACAGGAGCAGAUGUAUUCGUGCGAAAUGUGCACGGACGAAUACGACAGUGAAACCGAGUUGCAUGUUCAUAGGAAAGCCAAACAUCGCGAGGAAGUGGCCAAAAUACUAUUAGAGAAUACAAGCUGCAAGAUAUGCGUCACCAAACACAAAGACAUGGAGGAACUAUUAAAACACACUAAAUCUGUUCAUCUUUUGAGCUCGGAAGAUGCUGAGCAUGUUCACCGUGAAAUCUUCAUUUGCGAUGACUGCAACCUAAUGUACUUCAACAAAAAGAUGCUCGAGAUCCAUAUAAUGUACAUACAUGACCCCAGAAAGAGGUCCAAACGUGUCGGAAUAUGCCCCAAGUGCAACAAAAAAAUCCAACUCAAUAACGUCUGGUUUCAUUUCCAACGUCACUUGAUUCAAAGUGUCGUUUGCUGUCAAAUAUGUUUGAGAAAAUGCAUAAACCAAGCCGAUUUACAGAAUCAUCUCAAAACGCAUCUGAAUUACUACCAUUGUACGAUGUGCGGUUACGAAAGUAAACUUAAAGACAAUUUUACUGCACAUAUGCAAGCUCAUAACAGCAAUUUGCACGAAAGCGGCAAUAUUGCGAUAGACGCAGACAUGUUGUUGAGAUGUUUCGUACCUAAGCAGAAUGCAAAAAAGAGCACUUCGAUAGGAAGUAGAGGUCUAUGUUUGUAUGAAUUGUUUGUGUGCAUAUUAUGCAGAGGGCUGGUAACGGAAGAGGAAAAAGCGGCACACAUAGCCAAGUAUCAUUUGGUGGAUAUAGUGAGUACUAAGAAACAAUACACAUGUACGUGCGGUGAACAGUUUUUCAACAAUGUGCUGUUGAAACAUCAUGUGUUCAAAUUGAAGGGAGAACAUAAAGCAUGUAACUCAUAGUAUAGUUCUUAGGUUUACCCACCAUUCAAGAAAUAUGAUUAUUAUAAUCAAAAUAAUAGGAAAUUAUAUCAAUGUAAGUGUGUAUUUUUUUAGGAAGUGUGAGUUAUGAAUUCCCUCUUUUCUGCACUUGUAGCGUAAUGUACUAUUUUCUCAUUGGUACAUGUUUUUUAUAAUUAAGUUAUUAACAUCUAGAGGAAUGAGUUAGGAAAGAGUUGUAACUCCAUACAUCAGUAAAUGCAAGUUAUUUGUAGUGACAUCUAGCGUCAUCCACGCGUCAAGUAGUGAAAAUUAAUCAGUACUGCUACUUGUCAAUAGG